Messenger RNA from Strongylocentrotus purpuratus (purple sea urchin), 5952 nucleotides. RefSeq names its product talin rod domain-containing protein 1 (gene tlnrd1). Gene Ontology annotation, molecular function: actin binding. NCBI's taxonomy places the organism in Eukaryota, Metazoa, Echinodermata, Echinoidea, Camarodonta, Strongylocentrotidae. The transcript is spliced from 2 exons. The record is from RefSeq and is a predicted model, not a curated record. The coding region runs from base 833 to 1897 and encodes 354 amino acids.
CAUGCGCGUGCGUCAACAGCUGAUAUCUGCAAAGCGCGACCGGCGCGGCUGACCAACGAAAUUAAGUGACUAAAUUGACAGAUUUGUUGAGCGGACAAUGUCCAGACUUAAUGGAUAUUCAUACUGAAGUACUUUUGAAUUUACCUCGGUGAUAUUGAUUUCAGCAAUCACUUCAUUACUGUUUCAUCUAGCCACGAGCUCUACCUCAGCUCCGCCACAUUGAACAGACGUACAGCCGACAGGAAAGCGUUUAUACGUGUGGCCAUUAAUAACGGUAAAUGGCGUGUGCUCAUGGGGGAAUCUCCCGCACCAGCAUCCUGACCAUUGGCCCCUGCUGCUAGAUACAGUGCUAGCUUAGUCGAAAAGACUGAAGAUGCCAUUAUGCAUUACGCCAAAGCAAUGGCAUAGGAUAGACAUUUACACAUUUAUGGAACGAAUUGAUCAUUGGUAAUAUAAGCAGCGUCAGUUACUUGUUAGGUCCUUCUACUAAAGUUUCUUUGAGUUGAGUUGAGUUUGGGACAACCUUCUACCCUGGCUUCUGUGUGACUCAUGGAUCAUAAUGGACCGUGCCAGAGUGCGAACCAGUCAUUUUGUCAUGGGACACGCCUCAAAGUAAAGUAAGUUCUUUCCAUAUCAUUCGGGCUUGUCAACAGUCAGGAGGAUCAUUCGACCGAAAAUAUUCUCAACUUUUUUUCUGCAAAUACAGUAUUAAGUAUUUAUGAAUGAUGAAGAGUAUUGAUCAAUGUGACUAUCGGAUCAAUCUUCAAGCGAUAUCAAGGAGAGAAACUUUAAUUCAGACGAGAAAUGGCUCACACUUGUCGAAAUGCAGUGAAUGUGUGAAUGUUGGUGCCUCCAAAAUUGUGAAGUUUGUAUUAUGGCAGUAUCCUCAAAUGAUUUAUUUGGACCGUCAUCUGUAGGUGUUGUGUGUGACCUGUGUACUUUCAGGAUGCAGUCGUAUGCCGACUUAUUUCUUUUAACGAGAGACAUUCGGCCUGUCAAUACGGAAGGUGUCUCAUUGAUUGGAGAGUCCUAUUCGAAGUGCAGAGAUACUUUGAUAGCCAGGACGAAGGGCCUGGCUAUAGCAGCAAGGGAAGUGAGGGCACAGCUUGUGAUGGGACGCCUCAAGGAAGCUGCCAAUGCAAUGAAGCAGCUGACGGAUCUUGUUGUUCACAUCACCGAAUGUUCCAGUCAUGCUGCGUACCUUGCUGCAAUCAACGAUCCAGGAUCAAGACAGGCAGUCCCGGGAAUCAUUGAUCGCUACAAGAUCUCCUUCGCAAAGCUCAAUAUAGAACAUUCUUGCAUGACUCUUCAACACACACCGCUUGUUGAACUCUCCCCCUCUGAUAUCGUGGACCUCUCAGCUAACAUUGUCAGGGACCUUGGGGUGUUGACCAGUGCUAGCUUACUUGCCAGUGAAGCCAGUGAUGAAGUCUUUCACAAAGAGCAGUUUAAGCUGUCCAUGAAGAGUGUGACGGCAUGUACGAGCUCACUGCUGGCAAGCAUCAAGCGCUACAAAGUGACUCUCGAUGAGCGAAGCCGAACACGCUGCAUCACCUUCUGCAAACCUCUUGUGCAAUCUUGUCAGGCAUUUGUUGAUUAUGCCAGUGAACCCGAACACUUAGGAAACCAAGCAGACAUCUCAGAGAAUGGAAAGCAGGUACAGACGGCAAUAUUAGGUGGAGGUAUGAGUGUUGCCAGUUCAUGCAUACAGUUGUGUCACUUUACACGAGCUGCAGCCUUUGAUUAUAAUAAUCCAGAUUUGAUUCAGAGACUGACUGUCUGUUGUACUGCAGUUAUGGAUGGUGCCACCCUACUUGCUCAAGCCCUCCGAGACAGGUCAUCCCCACGAACAAUACCCCCAUCCGCUUCUUGCCCUCAUUUGAAUCAUGCCGAGUAGGCUUAAAUGUUUCAUCAUGGGUGAUAGAUAAUGCCAUCCAAGACAUUGAAAUUAUAAAUUAGCUUAAUGACUUGCCAUGAAUGUGCUAAUCUGUAGAAACAAAAAGAGCUUAACUUAUUACUAUGCAAAAUCAAAAAGUUUGUGAAAUCCACCAUUGAUCAAAAUCUUUUUUUUUGUGCUUCUAAAUGUACAUUGAGUACACUUCCAAUACUUCCAGUAGAAGGAGUGAAUAUGUCCUUUAAAGAUAUAUUUAUUUGUUCAGUAAAUACACUUUUAUUAGGAAAAUCAAUGGUGUUACUGAAGGAAAUGUUAAUCAUUGCGUUAGGUGGAACAGUAUUAUUAUAAUGAUUUUUAUUCAAAUUAUACAUGACACAAAGGCAAUAUUGUGUUUGCUUGUAAGACAUUAUUUACAUAGUCCUCAAUGUAUUACUUGCAGACCUCAACAAAAGGAAUUCUAUUUUAUGGAUUGUCGUGAGUUAUUUUGUUGAUGGUAAAUUCACUGAUUUAAAAGUUGUGUACAUGGAGCUUAAGAGGGCUUCUUCCAUGAUCAAUGUGCUUUCCAGACAUAGCAACACUGCCUAAACAAGUAAACAUACAAAUCUUUGUGUACAAGUAGACACAUUCAUGUACAAAAUUGUUAUACAGACUUUGAAAUAGUCAAUUAGAUGGAAACUAAGUAAAUGUACAGUGUAGAUGUACUUUCUUACAGCCUACUUACUGUUACUGUUUGUUGGAGUAAAUCCUAAGACUAUAUAUAAAUUUGAAUGCAUUAACUGCUGUUUGUGUUCGUGUGCAUGUACCGGUAUAGCCUUGUAAUGAAGAUUUGUUUUUAGAGAUCUAAUCACCUCAAAAUUGUUUUGAAUAUCAUUUAAAGAAAUGAAAAUCACCCCCUUAUUACAAGAUAUUCAAAUUGUAUAUGCCUGUACAGUAUGUACAUGUACAGGUACAUCAGCAAUUUAUGAGUAAUAUAAUUUCCUGCGCGUUAAAAGCUCAACCAUUUUAAAGAAUGUUACUAACCAAAGUGAUCAGAGAAUCAGGCAUACAUCAGUGUUCUCACUUGUACAAUAUGUGUGUAACUUUAAACAAAAUUAGCUAUCAAAGAUCUUGAAAGACUGCUUUUCAGCCCCAGGAAGAUACUAUACUUGUCUUGAUGAAAAUUUACUUUCCAUAUAUUUAAAAUUUUUACAAAGAAAGAAUGAUGCCUAUAAAAUUAUUUGUGCAUAUAAAAUCCCACCAAUCAUACUUGAUUUGAUACAAAGUAAACGUUUCUAAUGUUAAAAUACUUGGACUUUUGCAUGUUUGAAAUGUUCAUGAUUUUUACAAGUGGUUCAGAUUUGUGAAAGUUUAAUGCUUUGAAAUCACAUUUGAUACAGCACUCUAAUUUUUUCAAUCCACAACAGUUUCUUGCCAAGAAAAUGGCCAUCCUGAACAUUUCAUGUCGCAAAAAUGUAUGGUGUGACUGUGUACCGUAUCACAUUGGCAUGUUCUGUAACAUUUAAUUUGCCUACAUGUACAUGUACGUGUACAAUGUACAUGUAUGACAAGACGAUAAUAUAGGCAAGAUACAGUGUACACAUGGACAGUACUUGCAAUGUUUCUUCUCUCAUGUGAAGCAGUAAACUUGUUUUUUUUUGUAAUUAAUGAAUGAAACAAUCUUACUUUUCCCUUAAUUUUUGAGUGCAAGAUACAUUUGUACACAGUGUACCUGUUGGAAUCAGUACUAUAUUCUUGCCCUCUUUGCCUUUCAUGCUUUUACAUGGCUUGACAGGCAGGAUCAUUCUAAGUUAGGCUCAUCAACUUUACAACUCAGAUUAGAGCUUUAUUAUGAUCCCUUACUAGGAAAUUGAUCGAAAGCCGUACCUUCUCAAACCUAUUUUCAUUCGUGACAUGAAAAUGGGUUUUCUUUGCAAAUUUUACAGCAACUUAUCUGAUACUUUUCAAACUCAGACUAUUUGGUCCUAAAAUAUAUAACGCUUAUGAGGAAGAAAACUAUAUUCUGAAUAGUAUCCUGAAAUGUGGGCAAUGGAUGUACAAAUGUAAAAAAUAUUCAAUUUUAAGUUUACAUUUAUUGUUUACUGGAUAAACCAUUUGCAGAUUUUUCAAUGUGUUAUUAUAUUGAUUAUAAAUUUAGGGAUAUCAAUUUAGUUUCGAGCUACUGAUCGAAAUUAUUGUGUGCUUUUAUUGUGUGAACAUAAUAAUUUUUGAUAUCUUAUUUUUUUAUGGUGGGUUAUAUUCUCCUUUCCAUAACAGGUUACUUGUUCUAGAGAGACAAAACUGCAUACUUACAUGUAUGUCUUUGAUUAAUUGUGGUGUGCCAUACAACACGUUAACACAAUUUCUAUUUUCUUUAGAAACUAAGUAUACAUGCUAGUUGCAUGCAACCAAUGUAAUUAUAAUCUAAAUGUACAAAUGGGCCUGAUCUUCUCAAAUACGGCAUGAGGCAAAAAUUUCUGAUUUUCAUCACAUUUUUGUUUGAACUGUCUGUGAUACUUUAUGUCCAUCAAAAAUUAUAUCACAGUAUGCAAAAUUAAUGUCAUUAUGCAUUAUUUAUCCUGUUUCCAUAUUGGCUUGCAUUAGAUCUAGCCAAAAUGUGUACAGGCCUACAGUAUGUAGAAUUAGAAUCAAUAUUUUAUCUCAUAAAUUAUGAUAUACUGGUACAUAAGGAUUAAGUUUGUUUAAUUUGUUGAUUUGUAAGUUGACUCGGACAGUAAUUUUGAAGAGCUUUCAGUGUAAACAAAGAUGAGAAAAAAUAUACAAUGUACAGUUGACUUGAAACUUGGAAGCUGCUUUUAUUAUACACAGGUGAUUUAACUUAAAAGUGCUGUGCAAUUCUUUUGUUUAAGUUUUACAUUAUUUGUGUACAUGUGUAUACUAUGUGUAGAUUGGACAAUAUAUUUACCUUCAGGACUCAUCGUCAUAAAGCAAUGAUUGAGAAUUCUAAGGAGCAUAUCAAUCUUUCAUGGAUUUGUACACAUUUUGCUUUCAGGAAAAUCUUGAAGGUUAGAUAUGAUUUUCAUUUCCUGAUGAACAUUAAUAAUGAUGUUGACCCGAGUUAAAUAUAUGUACUGGGUAUUCUGUACUCUUGUAUGUAUGGUGGCUACACUGUAAAUGAUAUGUUUGAAAUUGUAGAGGUGAAAUUAAAGCCCAUGCAUAUUUUACGUCAAGUUAUUGGAUGAUUUCUUUGGAUGUAAAUUUAUGAGGUUGCUUAGUUAUUAAAAAAAAAAAUGAAAGUUUUGAAGUGUAUUUCUGACGGAGACAUACUGUUGAGAAAUGUGCAUACUCUAAGCACAUUCAUAUUAUCAACAGUCAGUAUUUUAUUCAGAAUAUGGAAGAGUUAUGAACUGAAUGAUUCCUUGGCUUGCACUGAAUGUACAAUAUCAAUACCCAGUACCAUACAUUAUUUGACAUUUCUACAGUGUACUCAAUGUCCAUAGUCCCAGAUAUUCAUUUGUACAAAUUUGUAUCAGUGAUAUGUAUAGAUUUCUUAAUAGUCCACUAGCCUCAUACUAUAAUAAUCAUAAUUUAACUGCCAUAUGAUAAUAUUUAUAUAUGAAUGGUUAAUGUAUAACUGUAUUAUUAUUGGCCAAUGAGUUUACAGUGUAAUUGCUGUUUCUGAAUACAUAACAAACUCUUUACCCCCUUAAGAUUCAGAACCUGCCUGUUUUUACCAAAUACCCCUUUCUUUUUUCUAGUACUGUACCUACAAAAGCAUGAUGAUGUACAAGAUUGAUAGAUUAAGAGUAUGUUGCCUGAAAUAUUGUCAUGCACAGUUCAUUCCCAAGCUUACAUACGCUUUUAAUAGACAAAUGUACAGAAGAUUAUUGAUUAUUUGUUGUUGCAUUCAAGUUUCUUCUGAUUAUUUCAUCGUUAUUGAAAUAUUUAAUGCUUCCGGUUCAUUGAUACACACAAAAAAUGGGAUUGCUUCCGGAUACCAUAUCAGCAUUGCAUACUGUAUAAAGAGAGAUAAGUUAUAUGUUCUUAGAUAUUGAUGACUUACUGUACUUGGUUUGAUGAUACAAGAGAGACAGCAAUAAAGCUUUGUCUUGGUAAAAUCA